Xiphophorus couchianus (Monterrey platyfish) is the source of this 7051-nucleotide messenger RNA. Its product is annotated as clavesin-2. Gene Ontology annotation, cellular component: endosome; clathrin-coated vesicle; membrane. The transcript has 6 exons. The coding region runs from base 679 to 1680 and encodes 333 amino acids. The record is from RefSeq and is a predicted model, not a curated record. Gene Ontology annotation, molecular function: phosphatidylinositol bisphosphate binding. Gene Ontology annotation, biological process: lysosome organization. Lineage: Eukaryota; Metazoa; Chordata; Actinopteri; Cyprinodontiformes; Poeciliidae.
ACCCCCUCGGUAUCCACACACCGAGCAGAGACUCUCUGGAUGUCAGUCACUUUCAGCGAACAGACGGUAAUCCCCCACCUCAUCCACCCCACCCCUCUCCAAACAGCAGCAACCGGAGGCAGGAGGGGGGCAAAACCACACGGGACACCUGUACACUACCGGAUGCCUCCCCUUCUGAUUUCUUUCACUUUCGCUCCCAGAAUAAGCGGCGGAUUUGCGCUUUAAACCGCGGAUUCAUCCAGCAGCAGCUCGCAGGAGGUCCGCGGAUGGAGACGCGCUUUGAAGGCGGAGGUCUGCUGGUGUUCACGUAGCAGCGGCUGCAGGGUCGUGCCGCAUUGUCCGGCCGCUUCGAGCGACGCUCGGGGAGACGGGGAUGCUGCCGUCGUCAGUGAGUCACAGAUCGGGAGAGAAAGCGCGGAGCGGCUUUGACAUGGAGGCGAGCGGCUGUCGCUCAGGCCACCCGGAUCAGCAGCAGUGAGUGGCCCAUAUGCAGAAAAUGCAUCACAGAAUGAGAGCAGCGGCGGCGUCUGUGCCAGUUCAGGGUGGAUUACGUGUUCAGAGCAGCAGGCCUCCAUCUGAAGUCAGCCACUGAUCACUAAACGCUCUCCGUCCACUUCCCUGCCCUGUUGCUCAGCUGGUUCACCAGAACCCCCCACGGAGGGACAGCUGUUGCAAACAAUGACUCACCUGCAGGCUGGCCUCUCUCCGGAGACCCUGGAGAAGGCCAAGGUGGAGCUGAAGGAAAACCCGGAGACUCUCCACCAGGACAUCCAGGAGGUCCGGGACAUGAUCAUCACCCGGCCGGACAUCGGCUUCCUCAGGACAGACGACGCCUUCAUCCUCAGAUUCCUCAGGGCGAGGAAAUUCAACCACUUUGAGGCGUUCCGGCUGCUGGCACAGUACUUCGAGUACAGGCAGCAGAACCUGGACAUGUUCAAGAACCUGAAGGCCACCGACCCGGGCAUCAAGCAGGCUCUGAAGGACGGCUUCCCGGGAGUCCUCUCCAAUCUGGACAAAUACGGCAGGAAGAUCCUGGUCCUGUUUGCAGCCAACUGGGACCAGAGCAGAUACACGUUUGUGGACAUCCUGCGAGCCAUCCUGCUGUCUCUGGAGUCCAUGAUCGAAGACCCGGAGCUGCAGGUGAACGGCUUCAUCCUCAUCAUCGACUGGAGCAACUUCACCUUCAAGCAGGCCUCCAAGCUGACCCCCAGCAUGCUGCGGCUGGCCAUCGAGGGGCUGCAGGACAGUUUUCCUGCGAGGUUCGGAGGAAUCCACUUUGUGAACCAGCCCUGGUACAUCCACGCCCUCUACACGGUCAUCCGACCCUUUCUCAAAGACAAGACCAGGAAAAGGAUUUUCAUGCACGGUAACAACCUGAACAGCCUCCACCAGCUGAUCCACCCGGAGAUCCUGCCGUCAGAGCUGGGUGGGAUGAUGCCGCCGUACGAUAUGGGGACGUGGGCGCGCACGCUGCUGGACCACGCCUACGACGAGGAGACGGACUACUGCCCAGAGUCCUACACUCUGUCGGUGCAGGACCUGGAGAGAGACCUGGAGAAAAACAUGUCCCCAAAGACCAUGAAGAGGUCUCAGUCGGUGGUGGAGCCAGGAGUCCUGAAGAGACCCGACAAGGUGAAGAGUGAAGAAGACAACCUGCAGCCGCUGCUGUCGUUGGACUAAACACCCAAAGUUACAGCAGAGAAGCAGAAAUAGAUCAAUAUUUCAGUUCCUAAGAACCUACCUGUGCACAUACUGGAAGCAACUCUCAUCCUGCAGAAAGACGUUCCUUCAAACUUUACGGAAAGCAGCAGGAACACGUCCAGAAACCGACGAGCUUCUGAUGGUCCUCUAUACAGUAUAUUUAUUUAUGUAGUUUCAUGUCAAGUGCCAAUUCCAGAAACUGUAAAUAUGAAGUCUUUAAACAAUCCAGAGCGGAGCAGGGAAGGCUGGUCUAAAACCGACGUGUGGAGGUAACGGUUCCCACGGUUACUACAGGAGGAUGGAUGUGUGAAAACUGCAAAGCAUAUUUCAAAGAGGGCUUCAGGCUUUUUGAUAUCUUUCUGAAGAAAAACUCUGCACACGGACAAGAAGGGGGCCGCAGAAAAACAGACACUGCUUGUUUUCUUGUAAGAUUUUUCCAAUGACAAUAAUGUCUAAAAUUUCCGUCUCUCUCCAGUUAUCUUUUGGAAAAGCAAACCUCCCUUUACGGUAAGAGUUGUCUCAAUGAAUCAUCGGCUUUUUUCCCUCUUUCAGCCAUUUUCUCUCCAUCUGACCCAGAUGUCACAGAAAACUGCUCUGCUCCACCAUUAGAAGACCCACAGAGCCGCAGGCUCUCUUCCUCAGAAGAAGUCGUAUUUUCAGAACCUAAUGGGUGUAGCCACUAAAAACAGGGCUAAAUAUAAUUUUAUAAAAGCAAAGUUCUUUUGCUUUGUGGCACUUUUUGUGUUGCAAGGUGGGAAAUCUUUGGGUGAUAAUGUUCAUCCAAAAAAAUCAAUUAAUCACUGAAUAGCUGCAGUUUAACUUUCACUUCAGGGUAAAGGUUUUUUCACUAUGUAAGAUUUAUAGAAAUAGAUGUAAUAGAGUGCACCAUUUCUUUUGCUUCUGCAGGAAAUCACAUGUACAUAAUGCAGCAAAUGGCUCUGCAGGUUUAAUGGCUCAUGUUAAAAAAAUAUAUAUAUUUAUUGUUUUUAAUUUAAAAUUUGCAACCAAUCCACACAUCAAUUUAGCUUUCACUUUUACGAGUAUAUAUAUUUUUAAAUUUCUGUGUCUGGUUUGAUUUCAGGCUUUGUAAUUCAAACAUGUCAGCUAGUUCUCACUCUAAACGUCUCCUAUUACAAUAGUGUUAUAAUCAAUAAACAAUACUCCACUUAAGAGUUUAAUUUUAGACAGAUAUUCAUCUAUUUGGACCAUUAUCACAUACAUAUUAUGAAUUAGGGCCAUUGCAGACAGAAAAAAGAUGGAGUACAUUUCUGCCAAAUAAAAAACUUCAAAAUGUUCAACUUUUGAAACUCAAAAAGUUCCCACAUUUUUUCUAUGUGGUCCAAAUAAACCAUCGUAGAAAUCUGAGUUUUUUCUCAGAACUCUGACUUUUGAUCACAACAUUAAAGCCAAAAUUCUGACAAAUAAAAGUAAAAAAAAGAAUUCUGAGAAAAAUAAUCAUUCAUUGAUUUUUUUCAUGAUUCAGAAAACAUCAAAAUGUCCCCAAAAAAUCCAAAUGAACUAAACUGGAUGUUUAGUUUGUAAUGUUGCUGACAGAAACUCUCCUCACCUGCAGACAUUCCAAACUGCAAUAAAGUCUCUCGUUAGUAAAUGUAGGUUACAGACACAGACAAUAAUAAAUGAUUUAUGUCAGAACUUUCUUUUUUUAGCUAUGUAAACACAAUGAGAGAAAAACUCAAACAUAUUCCAAACAGUUUGGACAUUUAUUUUCUGUAAAAAGACCUUUAAGUACUUAGAGUUUAGGUUAAAUUUUAUAUUUAGAGUACAGAUGUUAUAAUUAGUGAGAUUUUUUAUUUAAAUUGCUACUGCAUAGACAAGAUAGAAGCUUUAACUCAGCAUUUGCUCCACCCUGUUUUUUUAUUUUUAGAGUUUAUUGAAAUGCAUCCGGCUCUGAUGGAGUUUGAUAAACCGCUGUUACAGUUUCUCCACAUCAGGCGAAUGAAGUGCAAAGCUUCAACCAGUGAAUGUCAGCAGAGUCUCUCCGGCUGGGAAACGGGCAGCCGGGCGGGUCCAGUGCGGUCCGCUCGGAGGCAGAGAGCGUCAGGUGUCCGGCUGAACGCGGAGCGACAGCUGGGAUGUUCAACCAGCAGACGCUGCUCAGCAUCAGCCGCGCUGAGAGCAGCCAGGCCUCCUGAUCCGCUGCUAAAUCACAGACAAUAACCAGCCGCUCUGAGGUUCACACUUUCAUUCACUGAAUUUAUAAUCAGUUUGUCCCUCUGAGCAAAAAGCUGCUCAAAAUUUGUAAUAAUUUGACUCUGACGGUUCCUGCAUGAAAAAAAAUUUGACGGUGUAUUUUUCACAAUGAAACAUUUCACACUUAUUUACAUUUUUUUACAUAAAAUUAUACAAAUUUGAGAUUAUAAUUUUCUUUCUGGUCCACCUCAAGUAUGAGGGUAAUAUGAAGAAUAUCUUGAUGCGAAGAUUUACAGUAGGUCUAAAAGUUUCAAAUCUUUUUAAUGCUAAAUUUACUUCAAAUUCCUGUAAAAAAAAAAUUAUUUGUCAUUUCUUCCCCUAAAUUUACAUGUUGGAUUAUCAAUUUGCCUCUACAGAAUCCCAAUCACUGCCACUUAGAGGUAUUAAAACUUUGGAGCUUCAGCAGCCAAUACAGUCCUGCUUUCACCAGAGAUUUACAGAAAAUAAAUACAUUUUGGAAACCAUUUCAUGACGUUAAGCAGCCAUUUUUAAAAAUGAGUCAUGCUAAAUUUGGCUGCCUGCAUCACUGAGGAUGUGGCUGAAAUAUAAUAGAAAUUAUACUAACAACAAGAAUCAAUCUAAGUUUAGACAUGAAUAUUGAUCAUUUAAUAGUUUUUGAUCUGGACCUCAGUCUUCAUGCUAUUAAACUAAUUGGUAAAUCCACUUUUUAAGAGAUGUAGCUAAUAUUUUGAAAUUGACAUUUUUGGGCCAUAAGGAGUUUAAUCUGAUUUAAUCAAAGUUUAUGUUUGGGGUAUAAAGUUUCUAUAAAGAACAUAAAUCUCCUCUAUAAAUUGGGUAAAAUUGUUAACAGUUUUGAAUGAAUUUAAGGAAGAAACACUUUAAGCUAUAAACUUAAACAGUUAACAUUUAUUUCACCAGCUGUUCUAGUCAAAUGUUGUUUAAUGAUCCAGCCAAAUAUAUUCUGGUUUAAAAAGAGGAACGCUUCCUGUUUUGUUAAUAUUAAUCUAGUUUAAGUUUUAGAGUUUUUUGCAAAAAAAAUGCAAAAUAAUCUCAAAAUGAAUCAGGUCCACUAACGGGCAAAAUCUGAAUCUGAGAAAAUGUAACAAUCCUUCACAGAAGCUACCAGGUGCUUAGACUUUAUUUUCUGCACAUAAACAAACACCUUGGAUGUAUUUUUUCAAACAGCAUGGUGGAGGUCAGAGGUCAUGAGGUGUAAAGACAAACAGGGACACACACUCUCACACACUGUCACACACACACUGUAGAUGCUUCCAGUUGUUGGGAUUAAACGUUUACAUGAACUAAACAUGUACACUGCUUGAAUAUCGCUCCACUCCGAGAACUCAGAGCCUCCUGCUGCUCCACCGAAGGUUUCUAAGGUUACAGUGACAGAAGUGAAUUUCACUGGUUGACAGUAUUUAACAGAUGGUUAUACAGAAGAUCUUUAAUUUUACAGAAAGAAAUGUCUUUUCUGGUAAUUUCUCACUGAACAUUUAAUAUUUUUUGAUGUUUAUUUUGUCAGUAUUUUUAUGGAAAUUGCUAAUGUUUAUUAUUAAAAUGUCAGAUGUGUGCUUUUUAAACUGUAAGCAGUCUGAAAUAAGUUUCAUAUGUAAGAAAUUCAGCAUUUUGAAUGUUUUUCUACAUGAUGUUUUUUCUUUUUAUCCCAAAGUUUUCAUCAGAAUUUUAAACCUUAAAAAAAAAAUUUUAAAUCUAAAAACCACCUAAGAUGCCACCCUGGAGGUUCACAGAUCUUCAUACACAUUUACCAAAACAUUUUAGAUCUUUACAAUGCACUAUAUCAUAAAAAGUAACAGCAGUCUUUAAAAACUACGUUUUGUAAUUUAUUUUAUUAAAAAAUGUGCAGCUCAGCUUAUUUUCUCCUGAAAAUAUACAGCGUCGUCACAUUUAGUCACACCUGAAAAAGAUUUGUGUAAAUGACUAAAAUUAACUUUAGAUUGCAGAAGCUAAAUCUGACAUUUUUCUGUCUGAUUUCAGAAUCUGAAUUAUCUGGUCAAAUUGUGCCCACAGAAUAAGAAAGAAGACAAUCCAUCCCAGUGCAGCAGAUGUGUGUUUGUCUCCAUAAGCCAGAAAAUGUUACAAAAAAACUAAAGUUAGCAAACAGUUGCAAUUUGAGAAAAAAAAUAAAAGUUUUUGUGCAAGGAUGAGGUGGUUUUCACAUCGUAUCGAAAUUAGUGUAUUUCAUAAAACUCUAAUGGAAACUUUUUUUUUUCAACCAGAUGUUACUAAUGGUGGAAAAGACAAAAGAAGAAGACAGGAAGUAGUUGGAGGAUGAUGGAGUGGUGUAAUCUUUACUGACUUAUUGCGUAAACAAACAUAUUCACACAAUUGCAAAAUUAUUGAUAUUCCACAAGAACACAAAGUUUUGAGUACAUUUGUAAUGAAAAUACAGCCGCUGUUUCUAAAACACAGGAACCUCCAGGAUGGUAACUGAUGUGGUUUGCAUCUUUUGUUUUACUCAAGCUAAUCAGUAAACCAGACACAGCGCUGAAGCUUCUCUUGUUUGAAGUAUUUCUUAACUCGCCUUCUAUCAGUAGGUUUGUUUUCAGUGACAUCCAGUAAAGUAAAUCCUCCUGGCUUUUAUGAACUUGAGUUGAAUAACUUUCCACUGAUUUAAUCAUCUUUUUUCCCCGAUUUAAAGCUUCCAGCAGGGACAACUCUCUGCAUACAGCCUGCUUAAUGAAGAUUUGGGAUUCAUUCCUUCUUUCUUCUGCUCUCCAUCACGCUCUUGUUACUCAGUAUUUUGUAAUAAUCGAUAGUCUGUAAGCGGUUUAAUUCUCACUGACUUUGAAUUGUGUUAUGUCUCUGCCAAAGCCACUUGUUCCACUGAGAAUCUAAUGUAUUGUUUCUGAUCAUUAAGUAUUUGUGCACUGAUGACAUUGAAUGAUCUUUUCUUACUGAUUGGUCAUUUCUUGAGGAGAAAAGAAACGAAUGCAUAAUUUUGAGUUUACUCACUUCUUCUUUUCUCACAGUUUUUUGAUUGUAUAGUUGCAGUAGGAAAACCACACUGAAGCAGAAAUGUGAAGUUAUUAUGGAAAGCCAGUAUAUUAUAGGAGCAAAAACUGUCCAGUUAGCAGGUGUUCUGUGUGUAAAUGUCCUCAAAGACAAUUUGCUGAAAUGUAAAAUGAUCAAAAUAAAUAUGGACAUGCAGAUUUUCUCA